Messenger RNA from Falco peregrinus (peregrine falcon), 1495 nucleotides. RefSeq names its product DNA primase subunit 1 (gene PRIM1). The transcript has 13 exons. The record is from RefSeq and is a predicted model, not a curated record. NCBI's taxonomy places the organism in Eukaryota, Metazoa, Chordata, Aves, Falconiformes, Falconidae. The coding region runs from base 44 to 1303 and encodes 419 amino acids. Gene Ontology annotation, cellular component: alpha DNA polymerase:primase complex. Gene Ontology annotation, biological process: DNA replication, synthesis of primer.
CGCCCCCGGUGCCCGCCCCCGCCGCUUCCCGCCGCCACCCGCCAUGGCGCCGUUCGAGCCGGAGGCGCUGCCCGAGCUGCUCCCAGUCUUCUACCGGCGGCUCUUCCCGUACGGCGCCUACGGCCGCUGGCUCGGCUACGGCGGCGUGGUGAAGAACUACUUCCAGCUGCGGGAAUUCUCCUUCACGCUGCGGGACGAUGUCUACGUGCGGUUCCAGUCCUUCGGCAGCCCCCAGGAGCUGGAGCGGGAGCUGCAGAGGACCAACCCCUACAAGAUCGAUAUCGGGGCCAUCUACUCCCACCGGCCCAACCAGCACAACACGGUGCACCUGGGGGGGGCCUUCCAGCCUCAGGAGAAGGAGCUGGUCUUUGACAUCGACAUGACGGACUACGACGACGUGCGGACGUGCUGCAGCUCAGCUGACAUCUGCUCCAAGUGCUGGACCCUGAUGACCAUCGCCAUCCGCGUCAUUGACCGCGCGCUUGUGGAGGACCUGGGCAUGAAGCAUCGUCUGUGGGUGUACUCGGGCCGGCGGGGUGUCCACUGCUGGGUGUGCGACGACGCGGUGCGGAAGUGGUCCCCGGCGCUGCGGGCGGCCACCGUGGAGUACCUGAGCCUGGUGAAGGGCGGAGCAGAGACCGUGAAGAAGGUGAACCUCUCCGAGCCCAUCCACCCCUUCAUCAGGCGGUCGGUCAGCGUGGUGGAGAAGUACUUCGAGGCGUUCGCACUGGUGAGCCAGGACAUCCUGGGCAGCCCAGAGAGCUGGGAGAAGGUGCUGGCACUUGUCCCGGAGGAGCACCGUGAGCUGCUGCAGGGCGAGUUCCCCAAGAAGCGGGACUCGGUGCAGCGCUGGGAGCUGCUGAAGAGCAGGAUGGAGCGGACACGGCGGGGGCCGGGGGCCGGGAAGAACGUGCCGUGCUAUGCAGACUGGGAGAUCAUGCUGCAGUACUGCUUUCCCCGCCUCGACAUCAACGUCAGCAAAAGCAUCGGGCACCUGCUGAAGAGCCCUUUCAGCGUCCACCCCAAAACAGGUCGUAUUUCGGUGCCGCUGGAUCUGCAGAGGCUGGACCAGUUUGACCCAUUUGCUGUCCCCACCAUCAGUUCCCUGUGCCACGAGCUGGACACAGCUGGCCAAGACGGGGAGCAGGAUGGUGAGGAAACGGAGCCAAAGCGCCGUGUGCGGGACUAUAAGAAGACGAGCCUGGCGCCCUACGUGCGGGUCUUCGAGCAGUUCGUGGAGGAGAUGGAGCACGCCCGGAGAGGAGAGCUGCUCCGCAGGAGCGACCUACAAGGAGAUUUCUGAGGCCUCCAGGCUGCCAUGGGACCAACUGCCAUCACCAAUUCCUGUGUCAUCACCUCCACCGCCAGCUGCCGGGGGUCCUGGUGCCUCGGAGCUGGGGCGCCAGCUCCCUGAUCCCCUCCCCCCCAGCCCCACGCGGGCCCUUCCCACCUUUUGUACCUUUUCUACGCAAAGACCAUUAAAUGUCUGUGGUCA